Messenger RNA from Cryptomeria japonica (Japanese cedar), 1182 nucleotides. RefSeq lists its product as uncharacterized. The record is from RefSeq and is a predicted model, not a curated record. Bases 1 to 1182 code for a protein of 393 amino acids. The transcript has a single exon. NCBI's taxonomy places the organism in Eukaryota, Viridiplantae, Streptophyta, Pinopsida, Cupressales, Cupressaceae. Gene Ontology annotation, molecular function: catalytic activity.
AUGGAUAUAAUAAUGAUACAAGAAACAAAACUAAACAGAGCAGACAUGGCACAAUUUAGUAAAAAUCUAUAUCAAUGGCAGAUGGAGGCAACAGAUUCCAUUGGGGCAUCGGGAGGAUUAGCAUUACUAUGGAAGAAAAACACAAUAACGUAUACUGGUUAUGUCAAAAUGCAACAUUGGAUGGCAGGAAAAGUUAAAGCAAUCAACAAAGAUACAGAAUUCAUCAUCAUCAAUGUUUAUGGCCCAAUAACCACGGAAAAAAUAAAAGCAGUUUGGUUAGAAAUUAAUCAUUUUUUAACAAAUCAAAAGGCUCCUCACUGCAUUAUAGGGGGAGACUUCAACACUAUUUUAUAUCAAUCUGAGAAAAGUGGAGGUGCCAAGACAAUUAGACAAUCGCAAAAAGACUUCAUGGAAUGGGUAAAUAACAAUUACUUGCUAGAAAUAAAAACUAAUAAGAAUGCACACACAUGGAAUAAUAGGAGGUCUGGCUUUUCUAAUAUAUCAGAACUACUGGAUAGAUUCUUCUUUAAAGGGGACCUAAGCUCCUUUCAAGUCGAGAUGAAGGCCUCGGUUCUCCCAUGGUCAGGAUCAGAUCAUUUUCCAGUAUUGCUGGAACUUAUGGGGGAACUGAAUAUCAGUAGGAGACCUUUUAAAUUUGAAAAUAUGUGGCUCAUGCAUGAAGAUUUCCUACCAAAUAUACAAAAAUGGUGGACAAAAUGUAAUAUCCAAGGUUCUAAAAUGUUCCAAAUAACCUUGAAACUAAAAGAAAUAAAACAUAAAUUAUUAGUCUGGAACAAGGAAAGAUUCAAAAAUAUCUUCGAAGAAAAAUUAAGAAUUGAAAAAGAAAUGGAUGAAGUAAAUAUAGAAGUCAUUAUGCAUGGAAUGGAUCAACUUUUAUAUAAUACAGAGAAAAGGCUUCUAAAGGAAUAUGAAGAUAUCUUAACCAAGGAAGAAAUCUUUUGGAAGCAAAAAUCCAGACAAGUAUGGCUAAGUGAAGGGGAUAAUAAUACAAAUUUUUUUCAUAAUAGCGUUAAAGUGAGGAGAGCUAAAAAUAGAAUCACACAAAUUGCUAAUGGAGAAAACCAGAUUAUCACAGAUCCAAAGAUGAUUGCGGAAGACGCUACCCAAUACUUUAGUAACAUACUGAAUAACUGGGAACAUUCAGACCUGACGCACAGUUAG